Molecule: messenger RNA, 2429 nt
Organism: Menidia menidia (Atlantic silverside)
Lineage: Eukaryota; Metazoa; Chordata; Actinopteri; Atheriniformes; Atherinopsidae
Source: the annotation of a GenBank genome assembly
AUGGCUGUUUCUCUGCAGUUCUUCCCCUACGGCGAUGCAUCCAAGUUUGCCCAGCACGCUUUCAGGACCUUCGACAAGAACGGUGACGGCACCAUCGACUUCAGAGAGUUCAUCUGCGCGCUGUCCAUUACAUCACGAGGCAGCUUCGAGCAGAAACUCAACUGGGCCUUCAACAUGUACGACUUGGACGGGGACGGCAAGAUCACCCGGGUGGAGAUGCUGGAGAUCAUCGAGGCGAUUUACAAGAUGGUUGGCACAGUGAUCAUGAUGAAAAUGAACGAGGACGGCCUGACACCCGAGCAGAGGGUAGACAAAAUCUUCUCCAAGAUGGAUAAGAACAACGACGACCAGAUCUCGCUGGAGGAGUUCAAAGAGGCGGCCAAGAGCGACCCGUCCAUCGUUUUACUGCUCCAGUGCGACCUGCAGAAAUAGGCCGGAGUGCGAGCGGAGAGCUCCACCAGCCGCCUCGGACUACACAGAGAGAAUUUCAUGUUCCAUUCAGUUUGCAGCUAUUUCCACUGAAAAAAAAAAUGCUUGGACUACCUUUCAAUGGAUCUGCUUCUUGUGUUUGAAACACUCGUGUGCAUGAGAAUGUUAUUUGCUAUAACAUAAAAAAAAAAGAAGAUCUACACACAUCAUACGACAGCGUGCGGCUGCGCACUCGCACCUCAGACACACUCACCCCGCAUACAGAAACACACACAGAUUCUCUCACGACGCAUCGCACAGAUAUAUAGAUAUAUAAAUAUGAAUAUAUUCAAAUUAUUUAAAGAUCAACUGCCAAAAUGUGAAGUGUGCAAAAAUAUUUUCCAUACAGCUUCAUUCUAAUGAAGCUGGCGCAUCAGUGAUGUGCGAUGUUGAAUUUGCCGCCAAUCUAUUUAUUGUUCCGAGUUUACCAAUGCUAGCUGUAUGUGUUUCAUAAUAUUGAGUAACGUCAACCAGAUCAAGAUCCUACGAAAAAUGUAUCUGACCCUAUUAAGACUCACUAUCCAUCUUGUCAAAUACUAGCUCUAGAGGAGAUGGCUUAGAGUUUGUCCAACUUUUCCUCCUGAAACAUGCUUGUACCAUCAAUGAAUACUAUAAACGUAGUUAAUUUGCAUGCCUUUAGGUUCUGCCUUAAAGAUCUGAGUUUCAUUCGAUGACUGAAGACAGAGCCUUAUCAGGACAGUGUCGUAACUCAAGGGGAAACGAUUUUCACUAACUGGGGAAAAGAAAAAAAAGAUCACCUUUCAGUAAGUUCUCUUACGGGUGGUUGAUGUGUUUUUUUUGUGUUUUUUUUUGUGGUCUGUCGAAAAUGUUUUCUUUUGACUGCUUUAACCGUGGGAGCAUGUUUCCUCGUUAUUUAGCUAUGCUAUAUGUUGCUACGAAAUAAAUCCCAGAACCCGUAUGCUUUCAAACACACUAUCUCGUUACAAAUAAGCAGAUGCUGAAUGAUGCUGUCUUUCGUAACAGAGCGAAAAGAGACAAUAUGGCACUUCUUUGUUUUUUUAAGGAAACAAGUCGUGGGAUCAAACAUUGUGAGCAAGAUUCUCUGAAGAGCAAAAACAAAAAAAACUGGAACUAAGAUUGGAGUAAAAACAAGGAAAAGGUGUUCAUACAUAGUUUCAGAGAUUUGUUUUAGGCUGCUGUCACAUUCAUAUUUUAUUCCAAUCUGUCACAGGUUGCAUAUCAUCACCAUAACUUUAAUGGAGCCCUUGCUAGAGUCUGGGAGUGUUGGAGAAAAGGCGGAUAUAGGACCUGUGCAGCACUGUAACUCUGUAAGUAAGUGUUUGAUAAAGCAAUGAGAGGAGCAGCAAAUGGUAUUUUUCAUCACACCCUCUGAAUGCUAAUGGACAGUCUUUAAAACCCUGUGUUCACUAGGCCGGACGAUUCGCUUCCCUCAAUCUUUCAAAGUACUUCUCUUUUCCCAAUCGGUCAGUCUUUUUGUACUUUUUUACUCCCCACUCUCACUCAUUGUACGCAUACCAAUGCCGACUAAACGUGGAGAAGUUCAGUGGGGUGCUGGACCUCCCGGGAGUGUCUCGGAAGCAGCUGCUUUUAAGCCUAAAUUGCUGUUUUCGGCCCUGACAUAUUCCAAACAUGCUUAAAUACUACCGGUGUCUUUAUGAGCUCUUGGGAGGAUGAAAAAGAUGCGACAUGUCUUAACAUACGGCACGGCAAUAAAUGUGUAUCACACCAGUCCGUCGUCAUCCCUCAGCAGUGUGGAUUGUCGAGUUUCUAAUCUGAAUUUAAGAACAUGUACAUCUUUGGCCAAAUCAUGUUUCUAACUACAACUCUUAUUAUCACUUUUUCUGCUAUUAAGAUACCAAAUGUAAGCAAUGGCAACCGUGUACAAGGAUUCUUUUGUAGCAUGUAUUGUGUCCCUGACGACAUGGCUGCACUACUCCCUGUGUUGUGAUUUAAUCUAAUAAAAGGAACUCUAUGGGCGA